ACCGGUUUUAAGCCCAACUGUACGUACAGAUAUUACUCGUUGAUAACGCGACGUUACGAAGCAGAAAGAGGCGCCGGAGAGGCCGCGCGAGGGUCGCAUGAGGAUCGCAUAAGAGAACGUCAUGGUGCUUGGCCUCGCGGUAUUCUAUUCGGUUUAAUCUAUCAGGCGUUAUUCAAAAAGUAAUUGACUUCGUACAAGCCCAUCCACAACAUAAUUACCGCCAAGCAUUGUAAACACAAUACACUCAGGAUUGUUGUCUUACGGUCCGAAGGCAUGAAUCUUCAACUUUUGCUUGGUGCUGGACUGUGUUUUGUGUGCUGGUUUUACUUAAAAUGGUCGAAAAUCAAGAGGUACUGGGCGGACCGUGGCGUUCCUCAUCUCCGUCCAGUUCCAGUACUGGGCAAUCUCACCUUCAUACAGAAAGAAAAUGCUGGCAUUUGGUUUCGUCGUAUGAACCAACAUCUGAAAAGCCCGUACAUAGGCAUCUGGAUAUUCUGGAGACCGGCAAUAGUCAUCAAUUCGCCAAAAAUUGCGCGUGACAUCCUGAUCAAAAAUUUUGGAAGUUUCCGAAAUCGCUUCUUAAGCAGCGGUGAAACAGAUCCAAUUGGAGGACUUAAUUUGUUCACUGUAAAUGAUCCUAUCUGGUCCACCAUGCGGAAACAUCUCAGCAGCGUGUUCACAACUGCCAAACUUAGGAUUCUCCAAGAUUUGAUGCAAACCAAGGCUGAGGAAUUGGUUCAAAGGAUUCACAAUGAUCGCGAUUUUAAAAUACACCUUAAGAAAAUGUUCGUAGAUUAUACGACGGAUAUAAUUGGUUCAUCGGCGUUUGGUGUUAAAAGCGACGCGACCCUCACGAGUGGUGGGCCUCUUAGGGACGUCACAAAUGAUUUCUCAGCAUUCAGCAUCUAUAGAGGCAUUUCGUGGUGUAGCAUAUUCUUUUUUCCAGAAAUAGUCGAUUUCUUUAGAUUUAAAUUCUUUCCAAGAGCUUCAACAAAAUAUUUUAAGAAAAUAUUUAAAGCUGCGACAACAGAACGUAAAACAAAUCAAAAUGAUGCUAAAGAUUUACUUGAAAUUUUGAUUAGAAUCCAACAAGAAAAUGAAGGUUAUUCAGAUGACCUUAUAAUUUCUCAAGCAGCUAUCUUCUUACUCGGUGGAUUUGAAACUUCAGCGACUGCUCUGACGUUUAUUACAUACGAGCUGGCUUAUAAUCCCAUAUUACAGGAUAAACUAUAUCAAGAAUUAUUGGAAGCCGCACAACAAAACGGAAGCGAGAAAUUCGAUGCUAACGUACUUUCAAAUUUAACAUACCUCAAUUGUGUUAUUAAAGAAGGUCUUCGAAAAUAUCCAACAAUGGGCUGGCUCGACAGAGUAGCCAUGAAAGACUACAGCAUAGAUGAUAAGUUAACUAUAGAGGCUGGCACGGUUGUGUAUAUCAAUAGUAUUGGAAUGCAUCAUGACCCUGAAUACUUCCCUGAACCUCACAAGUUUGAUCCAGACAGAUUUUUACCAGAAAACAGAUCUAAGAUCGAGCCAUACUCAUACCUACCAUUUGGAGAGGGUCCAAGAGGCUGCAUUGGCAAGAGAUUUGCUUAUAUGACGAUACAAUUCGGUCUGACGUCGGUGUUACUUAAUUACAAGAUCAAAUCUUGUCCGAACAUGCCUAAGCCUGCAGAUAUUAAGAUGGAUAACUGUGGACUGUUGUUACUGCCCGGAGAAACGCUUAACGUCGAAUUUAUUCCAAGAAAAUAACACAAUCUAUAUAGUUAUAGCAUUCAAUUAAAUAUGUUAUGAAUAUAAA
Vanessa atalanta (red admiral) is the source of this 1798-nucleotide messenger RNA. Its product is annotated as cytochrome P450 6k1-like. The transcript is spliced from 11 exons. Gene Ontology annotation, molecular function: oxidoreductase activity, acting on paired donors, with incorporation or reduction of molecular oxygen; heme binding; monooxygenase activity. Lineage: Eukaryota; Metazoa; Arthropoda; Insecta; Lepidoptera; Nymphalidae. Bases 274 to 1749 code for a protein of 491 amino acids. The record is from RefSeq and is a predicted model, not a curated record.